This is a messenger RNA of Uranotaenia lowii, 1976 nucleotides long. It is a transcript of the gene Srp54, whose product is annotated as probable splicing factor, arginine/serine-rich 7. The record is from RefSeq and is a predicted model, not a curated record. The transcript is spliced from 2 exons. Gene Ontology annotation, cellular component: nucleoplasm. Gene Ontology annotation, molecular function: RNA binding. Lineage: Eukaryota; Metazoa; Arthropoda; Insecta; Diptera; Culicidae. Bases 197 to 1771 code for a protein of 524 amino acids.
UGCGCGCAUGUGUGCGUGCCAUCUUUGGAAGCGGCGGCUCGCUCGCAGUCGGACAAAAAUCAAGAAGAAGAAAACUCGUUUUUCGGCUGACAUUUUCCAAACGCAGCGGUGAAAACGUUUGCCGCUGAUAAGUUUUCUUGCAUUUAACCGGAAAAAAAAAUCAUUCAAAGUGUUGACCAGGGCGGAUUUGGAGAAGAUGGCUGGUGGAGGAUCCGGAUCGAAGGUGGUCCAGAUCACCAACAUCGCUCCGCAAGCCACCAAGGACCAGAUGCAGAAUCUGUUCGGGCAUCUGGGUAAGAUCGAUGAAAUCCGGCUGUAUCCGACGAUCCGGGACGUGAGCUGUCCGGUGGUGUCUCGGAUCUGCUACGUGAAGUACUUCGAGAGUAGCUGUGUGGCCGUGGCUCAGCACUUGACGAACACCGUGUUUAUCGAUCGGGCUUUGAUUGUGAUUCCGGUGCAGGGUGGAGCGAUUCCGGAUGAGUAUAAGGCACUGGAGAUGGCGGCCAAUGGAACGUUGGUUCCAGGGCUGCAAAAUAUCGAUGGGCCAAUGAAAUUGCCACCGGAAGUGGUUAACCGUAUUGAUGGGAUGGUUCCGAACCAGGUGGUGAAGACGGUGGAUCCGAAGCUGGACGAGAAUAACUUACCGGAGUAUCCCCCAUUGCCGGUUAAUUUCGACGCCAAGAAAAUUGAGGAGACCCGGCGGACGAUUCUGGUGCUAGAUAUCAGGUCCGAGUGGAGGCUGGAAGAUCUGAUGGACCACUUCAAGUCGGCUGGCGAAAUCAAGUAUGCCCGUUUUGCCGAGAACGACAGGUCCCGGUACGCAAUGCUGGAGUUUUGUGAACAGAAAAGUAUUGUCGCAGCGCUGAAGAUGCAAGGCUCCGAAUUCCGAGGUUAUCGUCUUAGUAUUCACCAUUCGACGCAACCGAUCGUGAAACCAGAAGCCAAGAGCAACGAGGCCGCUCAAAAAGAAAUAGAGGAAGCAAUGUCCAUUGUGAAAGAAGCUCACAGCAUGAUUUCGGCUGCUAUUGAUCCGGUUAUUGGAAUGUUGUCCAAAGAUAAAAGCACCAGUCGCUCCCGUAGAUCAAGAUCCCAUUCACGUUCCAAGGAACGUCGCUCUCGUUCUCGAUCACGCAAACGAUCCAAGUCUCGCUCCAAGAGAUCCCGAUCUCGGAAGCGUUCCAGAUCCCGCUCCAAGCGUUCGCAUUCUCGAUCCAAGAGAUCCCAUUCUAAACGUUCUCCAUCCCGUUCCAAACGGUCUCGUUCCCGGUCCAAACGAUCGCGCUCUCGGGACCGACGCAAGCGUUCCCGUUCACGCCAUCGCAGCCGAUCUCGCUCCCGUGAUCGUCGUCGUUCCCGUUCCAGGGAUCGUAAAAGAUCUCGGUCCAGAGAUCGCCGGGACCGUAGUCGAGAUCGCAAGAAGUCUCACCGGAGCAAGGACGAACGACGUCGUAGAUCCCGGUCUCGUUCUCGUAGCCGAAAACGUUCGACAUCUCGGGGCCGCACAAGUCGAUCCAAGGAAAGUUCCAGCCGAUCAAGCAAACGGCGCAGCAGCCGUUCGCCGGACAAGCGGCUCAAAAAGAUCCUGGAGGAAACCGUUAGCCGUGAUUACGAUGCCGAGGAACGUCUAGGAGCAGGAAGCGGAACGGGCGAAGGGGAGGAAGGCGGAAGCACCAAGAACUCAUCCCCGGUGGCACCUCCGUUGCCGCGGGAGAAAACGGCCAGCCCGACGACGGAAAAAUCGGACAACAUGGACAUUUCCAAUUCGCCGUAAAAAAAGGUAAAACACUGACAGAUUUUUUGAAAACUCAAACAAAAUCUUUUCAAAAACCAUUACAAACUCCCCUCAUAGUAGUGAGCUCGCACUCCCACUGGCGUAAAUUUGUGACUUUUUUCUCUUAAAUGAUUCAAAUAAGUAAUCCCAUUGUAAUUGUAACGAAUUGUAUUGGAAUGAAAGUAGAUAUUGGUAUGUCUACCAA